Molecule: messenger RNA, 684 nt
Organism: Lachancea sp. 'fantastica'
Lineage: Eukaryota; Fungi; Ascomycota; Saccharomycetes; Saccharomycetales; Saccharomycetaceae
Source: the annotation of a GenBank genome assembly
AUGUCUUAUUUCAAUAUCAUAGUUGAAGUCAACUUAGCUUCUGCUCCAAAAAGCCAGCUCAGAAGCAUCAAAAGGAUCGUCACAGUACCAAUGACCUCGCCAGAAAAGGAUUUCAUCAAUAAAUUCGUGGCCCUGGCUACUUUACGGCAAUCAGCCCUUUCUUCCGACUCCAAAAAACCAUUACAAGAUGUUACCAACCUGGGCGUAGCAUUACCGGCUUUGAGAUACAAAUAUAAUCAUAAAAGGGCCAGAAAAAGUGCAGGCGCCGAUUCAGUUGUUCAGCUACGCUUGAAAUCUGUCAGAGCGCCCAAAUUUGUACACUCGAAGGCAUUUUCCGCUACCCAGACCAUAUAUCAAGUAAAACGGUUUUUGGUCGAGGUUGAAGACUCAAUUGUCGACAGCUCGCAAUUGAAGGUACUGUUGAAGGGCAAAGUACUGCAUGAUAAUAUGCUGGUGUCAGAUCUAAAGGUGGAAGAGGCCGAUCUGGUUAUCAUGGUGUCUAAAGCUCAGCAAUCGCCGCCUGUCACCAGCCAAGAAAGCACUCAAUUGGCAUCUGUCGAAGUCCCUUGGAACAAGAUCAAAUCGCUUCUUCAUGCGGAGAUCUCGGAUGCUGCCAUUGCAGAGUCCGUUUUCGAACGUCUUCAAAAGGGAUGGCAAUCGACAGAACCCUCAGAUCUGGACUGA